Messenger RNA from Cyanidioschyzon merolae strain 10D, 810 nucleotides. RefSeq names its product probable proline synthetase associated protein. Gene Ontology annotation, molecular function: pyridoxal phosphate binding. The transcript has a single exon. The coding region runs from base 1 to 810 and encodes 269 amino acids. The record is from RefSeq and is a predicted model, not a curated record. Gene Ontology annotation, cellular component: intracellular anatomical structure. Lineage: Eukaryota; Rhodophyta; Bangiophyceae; Cyanidiales; Cyanidiaceae.
AUGUCGGUUAGGUGGAAGCGGCUUCAAGCACAGCUCGGUUUCCUGUCUAGUGGACUGCGCAUGCAGCAUACAAUUUCGGAAAGCAAAGCACAAGGUGAACGAGCGCAAACUAUAGCAGAACGACUGUGCAAGGUACGGGAGCGAAUUCAAGUCGCUGCGCUUGCCGCAAAACGCGACCCUGCACGGGUUCGCCUAGUUGCUGUGAGCAAAACGCACGCUGCCGGUACCGUGCGGGAGGCGUAUGACGCAGGUCAACGCCACUUUGGGGAGAACUACGUCCAGGAGCUGGUUGAGAAAGCGGAACAGCUACCGACAGACAUAAACUGGCACUUUAUCGGACACCUGCAGAGCAAUAAAGUGAGGACGCUGUUGAGUGUCCCGAACCUCUGGUGCGUUGAGACUGUCGAUCGACCCAAGCUUGCGAAUACACUGAACCGCCUCAUGGACGAGUUGCGUCCCGACGGAGGUCCGAUACCUGUGAUGGUGCAGGUGAAUGUCAGCGGGGAAGCGAGCAAGGCCGGGAUAGAACCCGCUGCCGCUCCCGAACUCGUCGAGCACAUCCUGCAGGCUUGCCCGCGGCUGAAGCUCCUCGGUUUAAUGACGAUAGGCUCGCCGGACCCGAGUCCAGAGCCUGUGGCGUUCCAAAGGCUCUCGCACUUACGAGACCAAAUACAGGACCGGUUUAGGUUUCAAGAGCCGCUCGAGCUCAGCAUGGGUAUGAGUGAUGACUUUGAGGCGGCGGUACGCAUGGGUAGCACCAAUGUACGCAUCGGAUCCACUAUAUUCGGGCCGCGUGUCUAUCCGCAAUGA